Molecule: messenger RNA, 1200 nt
Organism: Glycine soja
Lineage: Eukaryota; Viridiplantae; Streptophyta; Magnoliopsida; Fabales; Fabaceae
Product: multiple organellar RNA editing factor 3, mitochondrial-like
Exons: 4
Coding region: 77-826 (249 amino acids)
Biological process (GO): mitochondrial mRNA modification; cytidine to uridine editing
Cellular component (GO): mitochondrion
Source: RefSeq, a predicted model, not a curated record
AGAGUAUUGUUAUAACAAGGCGUGGUUGCUUAGAGCUAAAACCCUUUCUUUCAGACUAGAGAGUGAGAGGUGGGAAAUGGCGUACCUGAACGCUAGGCGCACCUUAGCAUCUACCCUGUCACGAGCUCUUUCUUCUUCAUCCGCUAGCGCCUCUCGCUUUCGCUUCGCAUUCGCAUUCGCGUUGCUCCCCGCCAAACAAACCGCACCCAACCCUCACUGGGCGAGUUUCGCGGUUCGGACUCAAUCUUCGGGUUCGGGUUACUCGCCCCUGAACGACCCGUCCCCGAACUGGAGCAACCGUCCCCCGAAGGAGACCAUUCUUCUCGAUGGCUGCGACUACGAGCACUGGCUCAUCGUCAUGGAGUUCCCCGAUAACCCUAAACCCUCUGAGGACCACAUGGUCAACGCCUAUGUCAAAACCCUAGCUCAAGUCCUUGGAAGUGAGGAGGAUGCCAAAAACAAGAUAUACUCUGUUUCCACUUCUACAUACACAGGUUUCGGCGCUCUCAUUUCCGAAGAGCUUUCUUAUAAGGUCAAAGAGUUACCUGGAGUUCUUUGGGUGCUGCCAGAUUCAUAUCUUGAUGUUCCCAACAAGGAUUAUGGUGGUGAUUUAUUUGUUGACGGGAAAGUAAUUCCCAGGCCACAGUAUAGAUAUUCGGAUAGGCAACCCAGUAGGAGUAGACCUCGGCCACGGCAUGACAGACGGCGGGAAACGAUGCAGGUUGAAAGGAGAGAUCAACAGAACUGGAACCAAGGUCAGGGGGGACCUAUGCAGCCAUCCACUGCAAUGAAUGGCCAAAACUUUGCUUCCGGUGGAGAGCACUAAGAAAUGCUUAAUAGGAACUCUGCUUUAGAAAUCAUCACAUAUAGAAAACAGAACCAUGUUUUUCUUAUGGGGGAGUGAUGAUUUAAGGUUCUGAGGUCAUAUUUUACUUAUGUCUUUUUUGUGUGGAGAAUGGCUGUGCCUGACCAUGAAGGACUUUGAUAAAUAAUAUACGCUCAUAAAGUUAAUAUUUUACUUUUGAGAAGUUGUGUAUGCUCUGCUGAUGGGAAUGAAUUUCGUUUCAGUCUUUUCCCUACAUGUUUUAAUAUGUGAUGUGUAAUUUGGAUCACUGGCUGUUAAAGUUGAUAGACUUUAAACAAACUUUGUUUUUGCAUCUGAACCUGUUCUCAAUGUCAAUGCCCUGUGUUAUGUUUAAA